This is a messenger RNA of Guillardia theta CCMP2712, 795 nucleotides long. RefSeq lists its product as hypothetical. The transcript is spliced from 3 exons. NCBI's taxonomy places the organism in Eukaryota, Cryptophyceae, Pyrenomonadales, Geminigeraceae. Bases 1 to 795 code for a protein of 264 amino acids. The record is from RefSeq and is a predicted model, not a curated record.
AUGAGCGAGCUUCAGCUUUCCCACGUGCAGAAAGACCACCUGAGCAACAUGGAUGGGUUUGAUAGCAAGACAAAGGUCGUUGUGUCGCUGGUCAAGCUCAGUGAGCUUCAGAGGACUAACUCUCUCAACAUCGAGAAACGAUUGGCAAGCAGAGAAGAAAACCACUCGUUGGCAGACGAGCCCCAAACUGAAGGGACCGACGACUUGGCGGAGCUCUACUCAUCGACGAAUGGCAGCGAGCAGCAGGGGAGCCCGGCACCCUCGUACAGCUCGGUCAGCAAGGUUCAGUUCGAUGCGAGGAUAGAGAGCAUGAGAAAAGAUCUGAUGAACCUGCGGAAUCUGGGGAAGACGAUCCGAAGCUCGUUCAACGCCAGGGCAGCAGAGGUCAUGCACACCCUCGAGAGCUCCUCCAACAAGGGGAGCGAGCGGGAGGAACCAGAGGAGCCUCCGUCUCUUGCUGCCCCGAUGGCACAACCGAUGAGAGGAGGGAGGGAGGGAGCAGGCGGGGCCAGGAAGAACCUAGUGAGGAAGCACAUCAGACUGCAGCUAGAGGAGGAGCUGAGCUCCACAACACCCAAGUCUCCUCCCUACGAGAUGACCCGCACUUUCUCCCCGCAUGACGGCAGACCGGCCGUGCUGUAUCGCGGGGGAGGUACUCAGGGUCAGGAGGGUUUGGAGGUCGGCGGAGAGAGGACGAGUCUGGUUGGUUUCUUUGACGCUGUUGCGAUGCUCUUGAUACCGAUGCAGGAGAGCAUGAAGAAGUUUGAAAGCCCAAGCAAUCACGCAGAAAGGUGA